Messenger RNA from Mollisia scopiformis, 2736 nucleotides. RefSeq names its product chitin synthase 2. Gene Ontology annotation, molecular function: chitin synthase activity. The transcript is spliced from 4 exons. Lineage: Eukaryota; Fungi; Ascomycota; Leotiomycetes; Helotiales; Mollisiaceae. Bases 1 to 2736 code for a protein of 911 amino acids. The record is from RefSeq and is a predicted model, not a curated record. Gene Ontology annotation, cellular component: cell septum; cell periphery.
AUGUCGUACAAUCCUCCCCAUGAGGAUGGUCGCCCCCUCCAGGACCUUCCCCCUGGAAACAGCUAUCAUAUGCCUCCUCAAGAUGACGAAGAAGGAAACCAACCUCUGCUACAUUCACAACCGCCUGCUGGGCCAUUUGGCAGCCCAUAUGAUCAAGGUGGAUUAAGGACUAGAACACCACCCGUGAGACCAGUAUCUGCUUACAGUCUCACUGAGACCUACGCUACACCGGGAGGCGCGGCUCCAGCACCAUACAGCAGCGAGUAUGCUGGCAGCACCGAAUAUGGACACUCUCUUGAGGAUAACCCAUACCCAGCCAGAACUGAUUCCCCCUACUCUAGAUCCGAGACGAGCUCAACUGAAGCAUGGCGACAAAGACAAGCCCCAGCCGGUGGAUUGAAGCGAUACGCAACAAGAAAGGUCAAGCUUGUACAAGGCACUGUCCUGAGUGUCGAUCACCCAGUCCCAUCAGCUAUCAAAAAUGCUAUCCAGGAUAGAUACAAGGCGAGUGUGGAGGCGGGAAGUGAGGAGUUUUCAACUAUGCGUUACACAGCAGCCACCUGCGAUCCCGAUGAAUUUACGCUGAAGAACGGCUACAAUCUACGACCUGCGAUGUACAAUCGACACACCGAAUUGCUCAUUGCAAUCACCUAUUAUAAUGAAGAUAAGACGCUCACAGCUCGUACGCUACAUGGUGUUAUGCAAAAUAUCCGCGAUAUUGUCAACCUGAAGAAGUCUGAUUUCUGGAAUGUUGGCGGUCCAGCGUGGCAAAAGAUUGUCGUGUGCCUUGUUUUUGAUGGUAUCGAUCCCUGCGACAAGGAGACCUUGGAUGUUCUGGCAACCAUUGGUGUUUACCAAGAUGGUGUCAUGAAGAGAGAUGUCGAUGGAAAGGAGACCGUUGCCCACAUUUUCGAAUAUACUACACAGUUGUCUGUCACUGCGAACCAGCAAUUGAUUCGACCCACCGAUGAGAGCACUCAGACCCUGCCUCCUGUGCAGAUGAUGUUCUGCUUGAAGCAAAAGAACAGCAAAAAGAUCAACUCUCAUAGAUGGCUUUUCAACGCUUUUGGUCGAUUGUUGAACCCUGAAGUCUGCAUCCUUCUGGAUGCUGGAACCAAGCCUGGCCCGAAAUCGCUACUUUCUCUUUGGGAAGGAUUCUACAAUGACAAGGAUCUUGGAGGAGCUUGUGGUGAAAUCCAUGCCAUGUUGGGUAAAGGUGGUCGAAAACUGUUGAAUCCCUUGGUUGCUGCUCAGAAUUUCGAGUACAAGAUUUCCAAUAUUCUCGACAAGCCUCUCGAGUCGUCUUUCGGAUACGUUAGUGUCUUGCCCGGUGCUUUCUCCGCAUACCGUUUCCGAGCUAUUAUGGGCCGUCCUCUGGAGCAAUAUUUCCAUGGUGAUCACACACUUUCGAAGAAGCUCGGAAAGAAAGGUAUUGAGGGAAUGAAUAUCUUCAAGAAGAACAUGUUCUUGGCCGAAGACAGAAUUCUUUGUUUCGAGUUGGUCGCCAAGGCUGGCUCGAAGUGGCAUCUGACAUACAUCAAAGCCGCCAAGGGAGAAACUGAUGUUCCUGAGGGAGCUGCUGAAUUUAUUGGACAACGUCGAAGAUGGCUUAACGGUUCCUUUGCGGCCAGUAUGUACGCUGUCAUGCAUUUUGGCAGAAUGUACAAGUCGGGUCACAACAUCAUUCGAAUGUUCUUCCUCCAUAUUCAACUGCUCUACAACACUUUCAGUCUUCUGCUCUCCUGGUUCACAUUGGCAUCUUUCUGGCUUACCACGACUGUUAUUAUGGAUCUCGUCGGUACACCCACUGCAGCAUCAUCUACAUCCGCUGAACAUCAUGGCUGGCCUUUUGGUGAUACUGCAACUCCCAUCAUCAACACGAUUCUGAAGUACCUCUACCUGGCAUUCCUCCUCGUCCAAUUCAUUUUGGCUCUCGGAAACAGACCUAAAGGUUCCAAGGUCACUUACCUCAUGUCUUUCGUCGUUUUCGGUGCAAUCAAUGCCUACUUAAUCGUCCUAUCCAUGUACCUGGCCGUUCGCGGUAUCUCUGGUUCAUCAAUCAAAACUGAUAGUGUCGAUGACUUUUUCAAGAGUUUCUUCGGUGGUGACGGAGCUUCUGGUGGUAUCAUCAUCAUUGCUCUCUUGGCCACUUUUGGAUUGUACUUCAUUGCCUCGUUCCUGUACCUUGACCCAUGGCACAUGUUCCACUCCUUCGGCCAAUAUCUCCUUCUCAUGUCCUCCUACAUCAACAUCCUCAUGGUCUACGCUUUCAGCAACUGGCAUGAUGUUUCUUGGGGUACCAAGGGUUCUGACAAGGCCGAUGCUCUUCCCUCUGCGACUACCAAGAAGGAGGAUGGCAAGGGUGCUGUUAUUGAAGAAAUUGACAGACCACAAGAGGAUAUUGACAGUCAAUUUGAAGCUACCGUUAAGCGUGCUUUGAAGCCCUGGGUUCCUGAAGUUGAGGUCGAGAAGAAGACGUUGGAAGACUCCUACAAGUCUUUCAGAACCAAGCUCCUCAUUUCUUGGAUCUUCUCGAAUGCUGCUUUGGCUGUCGUUAUCACGAGUGACAACGUUGACAAGUUCGGUUUCGGGAGCAAAGACACAGCCUCAGUCCGUACACAGAAGUUCUUCACCGUUCUUCUGUAUGCCACUGCCGUCUUGUCCUGUGUCCGUUUCAUCGGUUGCUUGUGGUUCUUGGGACGUUCCGGCAUCAUGUGCUGCUUCACUCGUCGCUAA